AUGGGUUUUCUCUUUUGGAAUAAGCCCAAAAACGAAGUUAUCGCUGAUGAAUCCACUGAAAAUAAGCAAGAGGAGGCAAAUGAACUUAGCCUUCAAGACUGCAGCGCUGCAGUGUCUACUAAGUCCUCCAAGUCCUCCAGAACGCUUGGAAGAAGGGGCACCUUAAGACGAUUUUUUAGCAUGAAGCGCAAGCCGCUGGAGGUUGAGCCUGCAGAUACGAUGGAGACAGUUGUGAGCUCUGUAAUGGACUCUCCUGAGCUAUUCAAUGCAUCGUACUUGUCGUUUGACGAGACAAGAGCUACCAACUUCAGCGGUAUACAGAGCAGCCCAGAGCUGGACAAUGCAGACGAGUAUCCUCAUUUGAGACGCACAGACAGUAGAAAGAAGCACAGCCGGAUGUCAAGCUAUCUUAAAAACAAGGAACCUGUUAACAGGAUGGACAGUUCAAACACAAUGGAAAAGGAACCACUCCCGAUACAACAGCUAUUCGAGCAGGAGUUUGAGGACAUAGACAAUCAAGAAAACACACUUUUGGUAAAUAGGGACAAUUCAUCAGAGAAAUCACAAAGAAACGGACUCAGAAGGUCACUCUCAAAGCUGUUUGGCAAGAAGGAUAAAGUAAAGACGGAAGGAAACAAGUCCAUACAAAACAUUUCAGACAAGAACAAGCCUGAUCCGGUUCCGAACUUCAGCUUCCGGUCUCUGAGGCUCAACGAUACACUGCGCAGUAUCAACAAAAGACCAGAAUCGCCGAAUCUGGCCAAUGUGGCCGUGUUCCCUGCCGUUUCCAAAAUAAUUUGUGCGUUUGGGGUGGAGUCCGAAACAAGCACCCAAUUCGAGGUCUUUGAGCUCCAAAGGACAAACAAGAUGCAUCUGAACUCUGUGUGGAACGUGUGGGGAGAGUUCGUGUCCACAAGCAAUGAGGAUGCCAAGCUCCGCAACAGGGUCAUAGACAAGGUGUGGAAAACCAAACAGCUCAAUAAGCUGGCUAGCAGGUGCAGCGAGCUGUUUCUUAACGCUCCGCAGUGUGGAACGUCUGACGAGAACCGCAUUCACAUUUUCAAGUUCGGCCUAUCUCCACGCUACAGAAAAGAACCGCUACUGUACAACAGCGGGCGUGUCGUGAUCCGCAUUCCCUCGGAAAAAGUCGACAAGGUGUGGAGGUCGACACUGGAGAUUGUACUUAAAGAGCAACUUCUCUGGAGCAAACUAGACAACAACGUGGUGGGGAUUACCUGGAAGAGGGCCCCUAGCAGGCACGAAUACAGUCUUAUUCUGUGGCUCACAAAGGAAGGCCACGACCACGACAGCGUUUCGGCGCUGAUGAACGAGGUGAUGCUGCUGUCACCAGAUGAGCUGAAGCCGCUGUUCACCUACUCAAAAUACUAUGUCAAUGCGGAUCACACCUACCACGCGAUAGAUUUGAACGAAAAAAAUUAA
Messenger RNA from Ogataea haglerorum, 1440 nucleotides. RefSeq lists its product as uncharacterized. The record is from RefSeq and is a predicted model, not a curated record. Lineage: Eukaryota; Fungi; Ascomycota; Pichiomycetes; Pichiales; Pichiaceae. The coding region runs from base 1 to 1440 and encodes 479 amino acids. The transcript has a single exon.